GCGUGACAAUGCUAAAGGCCCGCCCUCUGCUUUCGUGCACUGCGAAGUAGUUGCCGUGCGUGAAACAACUCCGCCAGGGACGAACGUUUUCACAAGUGAACUUGACGCUUUUUGGAUUCAUCAAUGAGCUCGUCCAGGCACUUGUAGCUGUUUGGAGUGAAGACCGGACUGGGAGACCGCUACCAGGAAAACGACCCGUUUUUUCUUCCAGUCGGGAUUCAACAUGAAAUUCUGGAUUUGUGUACUUGCUGUCAGCUGGGCAGUUGAAGCGACACACGGGGGGACCAGCCAGGAGCCCUGUAAUGGGCUGGACUGUAGUGGAGGAUGUAACUGUAACCCAGAGAAAGGUGGCAGGGGGCGUCCAGGUGCAUUGGGGCCAGUAGGACCCGGUGGACCAGAGGGGUUCCCAGGCGACCAAGGCCCUUUAGGGCAAAAAGGAGAGAAGGGCCACUUCGGACGCAUGGGCCCCUCUGGGCUGAAAGGAGACAAGGGGCCCAUGGGCGUACCAGGGUUCCCAGGAAACGACGGAGUCCCAGGUCACCCAGGUCAGGACGGUGGCAGGGGUCUACCAGGGUUUGAUGGAUGUAACGGUACCCAGGGAGACCCAGGUCCCAGAGCUGUAGAUGGAGGAAUACCUGGAGCUUCAGGACUCCCUGGGCCUACGGGUCCUAAAGGGCAGAAGGGAGAACCUGUAUAUGUUGGAACCAGAGGGGGAGCUCCUGGUUUACCUGGACUGGACGGUGUACCUGGUCCUAGAGGCCCGAAUGGAAGGCCUGGUGACAUCGGCCCCAGUGGUCCUGAUGGAUUCCUUGGUAAUCCAGGUCCCCCCGGUCCCCCUGGUCCUGUAGGGAGCCCCAGCCUCGGCUUCCGGGGGGAACCAGGAGCUAAGGGCAACACGGGGCCACCCGGACCUCGAGGCGUGCCCGGCGACGAGCCGCUAGUAGGCUCAUCUAUUACCACCAUCUACAAAGGAGAUAAGGGGGAAGGGGGUUACAAAGGAGUGAGUGGACCAUCUGGUAGACCCGGCCCACCUGGUCCUUUUGGCUAUCCUGGCGAGAAGGGAGAGAAUGGAAUUCUGGGGUAUCCAGGGGGACGGGGUCCUCCUGGUUUUAAUGGACCUCCCGGAUCUCCAGGAAGACCAGGAUUCUCAGGCAGUCCAGGGUUCCCCGGGCAACCAGGCUACAGUGGACCUAAGGGUGACCAGGGGGAACAGGGGCCUCCCGGGCCCCCCAUCUACGCAGACACACAAGGGUUGGCUGUUCAAGGAGCACCAGGUGACAAUGGUAUCGACGGCUUCCCCGGCCAACCUGGUGACACUGGAUCUCCAGGGUUUCCAGGACAACCAGGACGACCAGGCGACUCCUUCGGCGAUGGUCGAGGAGGCAGCCCAGGGUUCCCUGGCACCUUAGGACCUAAGGGAGAGAGGGGUAACCCCGGCAGACAGAGCUACGGCCCUGAGGGCCUACCAGGAGGACCAGGAUUACCAGGACCCCCCGGACCUCCCGGACCACCAGGCAGAUCUGUCAACAACCAGCCCGGCAGGUUUGACAAUCUACCAGGAGCACCAGGACGACCAGGAGGCCAAGGACCACCUGGAGCCAGCGGAUACAAAGGACCCAAAGGGGAACUGGGUGACUGUAACUGCCUGGGAGGAGGCACCGCGGGUGGGGUGGGGGCCCCGGGGGCUCCUGGGUCUGAUGGAAGACCUGGUGCCUUCGGCAGGAAGGGCGAAAGCGGAGACCCAGGCACACCCGGUUUCGGAGGACAACCAGGAACACCUGGCCGUGUGGGCGAGAGGGGUUUCUUCGGGCGUAAAGGAGAAAAGGGUGCCUCCUUCUAUCCCUCGUUCAGCGGAGGGAUCCAGGGUGAACAGGGGGCCCAGGGCCUUCGAGGGCCCCCUGGAAACAUGGGCCGACCCGGGAGAGACGGACUUCCUGGGUCCCCCGGACAGCCUGGACCUCCUGCUGAUGUUGAUGGCUAUGGAACCAUUGGAGAGAGAGGAUUCCCAGGGUUCUCAGGCGCCAAAGGUCGCGCCGGUGAACCUGGAGAGAACGGGAUUGGCUACCAGGGUUCCAUCGGCUCCCGUGGGUUUCCAGGCGACUCGGGCUUUGCGGGGUUACCAGGGCAACCUGGUUUACCUGGCCCUCCAGGGCUGACGCUACCAUGUCGUCUACCUGGUGAGGAUGGAAUCCCAGGCCUUUCCGGAAUACCUGGAAGACUAGGUCCCAAGGGCGAGCCAGGUUUCCCAGGUGGUCCCGGUCGGCCCGGUUUUGACGGAGGGAAGGGAGAGAGAGGAGACCCAGGUUACGGGGGCCAGCCUGGGCCACAAGGUUUCCCUGGCCCCAGAGGAGAUGCGGGUGGCCCAGGUAUCCCAGGCGAGGGUCGUCCAGGGGCCCCAGGGAAGAACGGGCUCCCGGGGCGGCCAGGGGGGAAGGGCCGGCCGGGGGAGGUGCUGGGGUCCUCAACAGGGCUCCCUGGAACACCUGGGUUCCCAGGAGGACCAGGAGACAAGGGAGAGCCAGGAGCAUCAGGACUUCCCGGAGGAUCAGGUUUUGAUGGUCGGUCGGGCAUUCCCGGAGCUAAGGGUGAGCGCGGUACGGAUGGCUACCCCGGAACUCUAGGUCUUCCCGGACUUCCUGGAGACAGAGGCAAUGGAUUUCCCGGUCCUGCUGGACCAGCCGGAAGCAAAGGAUUUCCCGGUACUCCAGGCUACCCCGGUUUAAAAGGAGCCAGAGGUGACACAGGCUUCCCAGGCCCAACUGGGAGGAAGGGACAACCAGGACAACCAGGAGGGGAUGGAUCAUCAGGACUCAGGGGCCUUCUGGGACCACCGGGCCCCGGGGGAAGAAACGGCAUCCCUGGGAGACCAGGAAGGAAGGGCGAGAGCGGUUACCCUGGACUGGUAGGUUUCCCCGGAAUGCCUGGUAACCCUGGAAGACCUGGUGGACCAGGAGGUAAAGGAGCUCCGGGGUUCUCAGGAAAAGAUGGCCUGCCCGGUGACUUCGGAGCGCCAGGACCUAAAGGUGACCAAGGUUACCGUGGUCUCCCUGGCCCACCCGCUCUGCCCCCCAGGGUAGAUUACCUGGAGAAGGGACAGAGGGGCGACAACGGUGCCAACGGACUACCUGGUUUCCCUGGACCUAGAGGUGACAAGGGUUUCCCGGGCCAGCCUGGUCGUCAGGGUUUGCCCGGGCUGCCUGGUUAUGCUGACAGGGCUAAAGGGGAACCAGGACUCCCCGGUCUCCCCGGACGCCCAGCCGGGCCAGGCUACCCAGGCCCUAUUGGAUCUCCCGGUAUCAUCGGCUUCCCUGGCAUGCCUGGACCAAGGGGUGACGAUGGCAGUUCUGGUUUCCCUGGUAACCCUGGAGUCCCUGGUCAGCCAGGAUCUAAAGGGGAGAGAGGUGACUCAUCCGGCUACCCCGGAAGUCCCGGAGCUAAAGGUGAGUCCGGAACCCCCGGUUACCCAGGUGGCCAAGGUGCUAAUGGCGCCCCCGGCGACAACGGUUUCCCAGGGGGCCCUGGGUUCAGCGGACAGAAGGGAGAAGCGGGAGUUCCUGGAAGACCCGGACUCUUGGGUACCCCUGGUUUCACUGGGGCUAAGGGUCUGAACGGAUACCCAGGAGGAAGAGGUCUUGACGGGACGACUGGCCGCCCCGGCUCCCCUGGAUCAUCUGGAGAAAAAGGUCUGUCGGGAUCUCCUGGUCUUCAUGGACUCAACGGACUGGCUGGACCGAACGGUCUACCAGGAACCCCGGGUUAUAGUGAGGAGGGGCGCCCCGGCACCCCUGGAGCGGCCGGUUUGAAGGGAGAGAGGGGAUCCUCCAUCCCAGGACCCCCGGGAUACAACGCGGAGAAGGGAGCGAGAGGAGAGUCAGGGGGUCCUGGUAUGACAGGCUUCCCAGGUCUGCCUGGUCGUCGUGGGGAGACAAUCGGCUCCAAUAUCCCUGGACCUCUGGGAGACCCAGGCCUGCCCGGACUCGAUGGAGGAGAAGGUUACGGGGGUCCUCCAGGCCCCCCAGGCCCACCGGGGCCCAGUACGGCCCAGGGAGACAGGGGUGACGCAGGGCUACCUGGCUUCCCCGGCACCCCUGGGAGACGUGGAGACCCUGGAGGUCCCGGUGGCCCAGGAAGGGAAGGCAGCCCUGGGUUCAAUGGAGAGAGAGGCGACUCUGGGUACAGUGGAGUGUCAGGAACCAAAGGCUACCCUGGAGAUCCAGGAUAUUACGGAGGGAAAGGACCCAAAGGAAGGAAAGGUUCUUCUGGUCGUAAGGGGCCCCCAGGUAUAACUUUACCCCCCUCGAACUUCCAGACUCCCUAUGGAGACUUGGGAGGCCCUGGGCUCAACGGAGCUCCAGGGGCCAUGGGAGAACCAGGCAAUCCCGGCAUUCCAGGCAGAGGGGGUCCUAAAGGCAGGCCCGGUGCGGUGGGGAAGCUAGGGAGGAACGGAGGGUCAGGUCUGGAUGGACCUCUGGGAGACCCUGGUUCUCCUGGAUUCCCUGGGCCUUCCGGAUCACAAGGUCUGCCUGGUAAGCCUGGUCUGCAGGGUCCCCCUGGCAGUGUGGCCCGCAGCAGGAGUGUUGGUUUCACCCUGGUGAAACACAGUCAGAACAACCAGGUACCCAUGUGUCCCCAGGGCAUGUCCCGGCUCUGGGAGGGAUACAGUCUGCUGUACGUAGAGGGGCAGGAGAAGGCACACAACCAGGACCUCGGUAUGGCGGGCUCCUGCCUCCCCCGUUUCAGCACUGUCCCCUUCCUCUACUGCACGCCCAACGAGAUCUGUUACUACGCCAGCCGCAACGACAAGUCCUAUUGGCUGUCCACCACUGCGCCCAUCCCCAUGAUGCCGGUGGGAGAGGAGGCCAUCAGCCAGUACAUCAGCAGGUGCUCUGUGUGCGAGGCCAUGUCCCAGGCUGUGGCCGUCCACUCCCAGGACCUCACCAUCCCCACCUGCCCUGCUGGCUGGAGGUCCCUCUGGAUCGGGUACUCCUUCCUCAUGCACACAGCUGCCGGGGCAGAGGGCGGAGGCCAGUCCCUUGUUUCACCCGGCUCCUGUCUGGAAGACUUCCGUGCAACUCCCUUCAUCGAGUGUAACGGGGCUAAGGGCACCUGCCACUUCUUUGCCAACAAGUACAGCUUCUGGCUGACCACGGUGGAGCCUAACCGCGAGUUCAACCCCCCUCCGAUGGACACGCUGAAGGGAGGCAACCAACUCAGCAGAGUCAGUCGCUGUCAGGUCUGCAGUAAGAUCUUGUAGCCGGGAGAAGAGUCGAAGAUAGAGAGAUAGAGAGAUAGAGAGAUAGAGAGAUAGAGAGAAGAAAUGGAAAACACAGAGACUGAAACAACAAAAGAGAGGGUGAUGAUUACUUCUCAGAAAGAAAAAGAGAGAGGAGGUAAAAAAAAUUUAAAAACAUUCCCCCUUAAAAAAAAAUGAUUGACCAGAUGACUGACUGAAUUUAAGCACCGUCCCCUGUUGUCUCGAUCUUUCUGCCUCCCCCCCGCCCUGUCUCUCUCUUUCUGCCCCCCCCCCCCCCAGAGGGAGGGAGGGAUGGAGAGAUGUGGGGUCUAGGUUUUGAUUGCUCUGCACUAGGAUAUCACUGACAGUGUUGCUAAUAUGUGUCUUUAUGUGGGUGUUUUCUCGUUACUAUGGCUACGUGGUCUGAAAACAUUCACGGCUACCUAGUGCAACUGCAAACCAACCCUUCGGACCACACUGAACCGUUUCCCCUUCCUGGUUACGUCCCAAAUGCCCCCCUAUUCCCUAUAUAGUACACUACUUAUGGCUUGGGCUCCAUAGGCCUCUGGUCACAAGUAGUGAACAAUACAGGGUUCCAUUGGGACAGAUCUCUACCAUAACAACUACAGUCAUAAACCUGAGAGACCUGCUAUACUGUACAUACCUAUUUACUGCUAGCCAACCACUUUAACACACACACACCAUUGACAUCUUCACCAAUAUGUCUUCUUUUUUAUGUUACCCUACUCCGGGACUCAACUUGACAACAGUUUGGAAAAAGGCACUUUUAAAAUACUAGAAUGAUUGGCAUAGAUAGUGAGACAACAUCAUCCAAUGACGAAUCACAGUAUUAGAACAAAAACAAUUGGUCAUAAGAGACCAUGUAUGUGAAUGUAUUGCACUGAUUUGAAUUCCAAUAAUGGGUAAGAUAUAAAUGUCAGUCCGUCUGUAACAGUCAGUCCGCAACGUUUGACUUUUCAGUUUAGCUAUAGUGACGGACGGUGAAGAUUUAGGUUCACCACCACAGAAACAAACCUAUCAGCUCCUCGAUUCACUGCUGGCACACACAUCAGCAACAACAAACCUAUCAGCUCCUCGAUUCACUGCUGGCACACACAUCAGCAACAACAAACCUAUCAGCUCCUCGAUUCACUGCUGGCACACACAUCAGCAACAACAAACCUAUCAGCUCCUCGAUUCACUGCUGGCACACACAUCAGCAACAACAAACCUAUCAGCUCCUCGAUUCACUGCUGGCACACACAUCAGCAACAACAAACCUAUCAGCUCCUCGAUUCACUGCUGGCACACACAUCAGCAACAACAAACCUAUCAGCUCCUCGAUUCACUGCUGGCACACACAUCAGCAACAACAAACCUAUCAGCUCCUCGAUUCACUGCUGGCACACACAUCAGCAACAACAAACGCACAUGGUUAUUAUGGUUAUUUCAUCUCACUCCACAAUGUAUGUUUCCGCCCACAGUGAGAUCCUGAUCGUUGUGGGACUUGUAAUGCAAAUGUACUGUAACUGCCACAGAACGGAGAGGAUACCACAAGAGCGUUGGGCCAGUAACCGAAAUGUUGCUGGUUCGAAUCCCCAGCUGAUUAUGUGACAAAUCUGCCGAUGUGCCCUUGAGCAAGGCACCUUAAUUGCUCCUGUAAGUCACUCUGGAUGAAAGCGUCUGCUAAAUUAGUAAAAUGUCAAAUUGAAGUUGCUUAAUGGGAAUUACAUUUGCCCAAGACAAACAAAAAUGUUCGGGGAAACAGAUAUAGAGCACUGCUACUUUACUUCAACUCUCUCGCUGACUGGAAUGGGUGACCAAGCUGAUAGUACCAUGCACCAAAUCAUACUUAUUUAAAACCGUCAUAUUCUGCAGGGUUUCACUCACUCACUCUGCUCACCUCGCUAGCCUAUCUGCUCACCUCGCUAGCCUAUCUGCUCACCUCGCUAGCCUAUCUACUCACCUCGCUAGCCUAUCUGCUAACCUCGCUAGCCUAUCUGCUCACCUCGCUAGCCUAUCUGCUCACCUCGCUAGCCUAUCUGCUCACCUCACUAGCCUAUCUGCUCACCUCGCUAGCCUACUCACCUCGCUAGCCUAUCUGCUCACCUCGCUAGCCUAUCUGCUCACCUCGCUAGCCUACUCACCUCGCUAGCCUAUCUGCUCACCUCGCUAGCCUAUCUACUCACCUCGCUAGCCUAUCUGCUCACCUCGCUAGCCUAUCUACUCACCUCGCUAGCCUAUCUGCUCACCUCGCUAGCCUAUCUACUCUCCAUGUUUUGUGACCAAAAUGUACUUAUAUUAUUUAUAAAAACCCACCACCCACCAUGCUCAAGCCAAAACAUACAAGUACGCAAUAACCGCUUGGAAGGCAUCCCAAAUAAAUUGAUUUUGUCCCCCCACACCAAACGCGAUCACGACACGCAGGUUAAAAUAUCAAAACAAACGGUGAACUAUUUGUUAAUUUGAGGACAGGUCAAAAAGCGCUAAACAUUUAUGGCAAUUUAGCUAGCUAGCUUGCAGUUGCUAACUAAUUUGUCCUAAUUUGUCCUGGGAUAUAAACGUUGAGUUGUUAUUUUACCUGAAAUGCACAAGGUCCUCUACUCCACCAAUUCAUCCACACAUAAAACGGUCAACCAAAUAGUUUCUAGUCAUCUCUCCUCCUUCCAGGGGCGGCAGGUAGCCUAGUGGUUGAGCAUUGUGCCACUAACCAGAAGGUUGCUAGAUCAAAUCCCCGACCUGACAAGAUAAAAUCUGUCGUUCUGCCCCUGAACAAGGCAGUUAACCCACUGUUCCUAGUCUGUCAUUGUAAAUAAGAAUUUGUUCUUCACUGACUUGCCUGGUUAAAUACCAUUUUUUUAAAUGUUUAAAUCCAGGCUUUUUCUUCUUUGGACUUUAUAUGGCGAUUGGUGAUACCACGACGACCAACCGAACUAAGUCAAUCUUUCAAUCACCCACGUGGGUAUAACAAAUGAGGAGAUGGCUCGUCGGUAUCUGCUUCUAUACACCAAUAAGGAGAUGGGAUAGGCAAUAAUUGAAUAACAUGUAUGUGUACAUUUAUUUUGCAACGCUUGCACACAUGGCACAAGUGGUGUAGUCAGCAUGUUAGAAUGUUUGUUAUUGUACAGAAGCUUACUAUACAUUUUUUAUCAACGUUAAGGCCUAUUGUGUUCUGGUAGUCCCUAUCUACUGUCCUUAGCCUGUUUUGUUAAUGGCCACGUUCCAGAGCCGACUACAUUAGGUUCCAGAGCCGACUACAUUAGGUUCAAGAGCCGACUACAUUAGGUUCCAGAGCCGACUACAUUAGGUUCCAGAGCUGGCUACAUUAGGUUCCAGAGCUGACUACAUUAGGUUCCAGAGCCGACUACAUUAGGUUCCAGAGCUGACUACAUUACAGACGCCUACCAGAUCUCACAACACCUGAAUAGGUGAUUAACAUAUCAGCUGAUCACAUUCUAUGAUCUAACAAUCUGAUUGAUGCCUAACUACGUAGUCGAUGAGGUGGCUCACAACCAUUGGUUGGUGGUUGAUGAAAUGCAACACCUGGAAUGUAGGUGGCCUGGAACGUGGCAGUUGUCGCUGAAUUUAUGUUAAAGGUACUGGGUGACUUAAUAAAUUGUAACCACUAUGACCACUAUGUCUAUCACAUAGGCCCAUCUCUCGUUGGUAGCCCUGAGUACAUUAUUUGUCCUCAUUUGUCAUUGUUUUGUCUGUAAUCUAGAUUAUAAUUAUUUUUACUUCACAGUAUGUAUCCCCUGUAUCAAAAGUGAUUUACAAAUACAUUUUGUGGGUGCUGGUCUGUACAUUCGAUGAUAGGAACGGAAGUUUUUUUUGGGAUAUGUUUUUAUAUGGAAAUACAUACAGUACUAUGAUUAUUUUUGAAUUACCCAAAAGGAUAAAAGACAUUUUUAUUGUCACUCUUUUGACACAGUCCUCUGAUGGUAAAUAAAUUCCACCAUCUUUAAAAGGAAUUUUGAGAAAAACGGAAUAUUUUUUCUUCUUCAUACAAAUCCACAUUUGACAUGUAUAACAUACGUAAGUGCCUACAAUGAUUAUGCAGUUGUGCUACAUUUUCCUCAAAGAGGAUAAACAACAGAAUUGAAUUGAGUCUGAAAUGUGUAUUCUUGUGUUCACACUGAAAUAAAGUAUUACAAUUUAAUCAGAUUAAAAAGAAUGAUUAAGAUUAUGUGAGAACAAUGUAACUAAAUUAUAGACCACCAAUACAAAUAAAAUACAUUUUUUUUGGUCACAUAUUUAGCAGAUGUUAUUGUGGGUGUAGCGAAAUGCUUGUGCAUCUACUGUAGGUCCAACAAUGCUUGUCCAACAAGCUUGUCCGGAAGCAAGAUGUCAGUGUCCGCGACGUGGCUGGUUUUCCCUUUGUAUUCAUCAAAUCAAAUCAAAUGUAUUUAUAUAGCCCUUCUUACAUCAGCUGAUAUAUCAAAGUGCUGUACAGAAACACAGCCUAAAACCCCAAACAGCAAGCAAUGCAGGUGUAGGAGACCGGUGGCUAGGAUAAUCUCCCUAGAAAGGCCAAAACCUAGGAAGAAACCUAGAGAGGAACCAGGCUAUGAGGGGUGGCCAGUUCUCUUCUGGCUGUGCCGGGUGGAGAUUAUAACAGAACAUGGCCAAGAUGUUCAAAUGUUCAUAAAUGACCAGCAUGGUCAAAUAAUAAUAAUCACAGUAGUUGUCGAAGGUGCAACAAGUCAGCACCUCAGGAGUAAAUGUCAGUUGGCUUUUCAUAGAGAGUGAAAAGAGAGAGUGAUCAUUGAGAGUAUCUCUACCGCUCCUGCUGUCUCUAGAGAGUUGAAAACAGCAUGUCUGGGACAGGUAGCACAUUCGGUGAACAGGUCAGGGUUCAUUAGGGCGGCAGGGUAGCCUAGUGGUUAGAGCGUUGGACUAGUAAUCGGGAGGUUGCAAGUUCAAAUCCCCGAGCUGACAAGGUACAAAGUUGUCCUUCUGCCCCUGAACAGGCAGAUAACCCACUGUUCCUAGGCCGUCAUUGAAAAUAAGAAUUUGUUCUUAACUGACUU
Molecule: messenger RNA, 10263 nt
Organism: Oncorhynchus nerka (sockeye salmon)
Lineage: Eukaryota; Metazoa; Chordata; Actinopteri; Salmoniformes; Salmonidae
Product: collagen alpha-6(IV) chain-like
Exons: 43
Coding region: 224-5254 (1676 amino acids)
Biological process (GO): extracellular matrix organization
Cellular component (GO): collagen trimer
Molecular function (GO): extracellular matrix structural constituent conferring tensile strength
Source: RefSeq, a predicted model, not a curated record